AUCCAAUCCAAAAUUUAUGUGAACCCAAUAAUUUUCUCCCAUGCCUCCCAUCGCCUCCCGUGACGUCGCCGUCAUCGGUGCCGGAGCAGCUGGGCUAGUAGCUGCCCGCCACCUCCGGCGCGAGGGCCACUCCGUCGUCGUGUUUGAGAGAGAAUCCCAAGUCGGAGGCACCUGGAUAUACACCAACAAAACCGAACCCGAUCCGAUCGGCGUCGACUCAAAUCGUCCUGUAGUCCAUUCAAGUCUCUACGCGUCUCUCCGGACUAACUUACCCCGAGAAGCAAUGAGCUUGAGGGAGUACCCGUUUGUAGCAAAGAAAACGGGUCACAGAGAUCCGAGGAGGUUCCCGGGUCACAGAGAAGUGUUGGAGUAUUUAAAGGAUUACGCCACCGAGUUUGCAAUCGGCGAGUUAGUUCGAUUUGACACAGAGGUGAGUCGGGUUUCGCAAGGGGAAAAUGGGAAGUGGGAAGUGAGAUCAAUAAAGCGAAAAGAAGAAGAACUUCAUCUCGAUGAAGCUUUUGAUGCUGUCGUUGUUUGUACAGGACAUUAUACAGAUCCCCGAAUCGCACAGAUUCCAGGCGCCGAUCGGUGGCCGGGGAAACAGAUUCAUAGCCACAAUUACCGUACACCCGAGCCCUUCCAAGAUCAGGUUGUGGUGAUAAUAGGGAGCUCUGCAAGUGCUGUUGAUAUUUCUAGAGAGAUUGCAACUGUUGCUAAGGAAGUCCAUAUUGCAUCUUGGUCGACCUCUAAUGAAGAAGAUCAAUCUCUACCUGGAUACACCAACAUUUGGCUACGUCCUAUGGUAGAGAGUGCUAAUGAAGAUGGCAGUAUCUCAUUUCCCCAUGGGUUCAAGAUCUUUGCUGACAUUAUUCUACAUUGCACAGGGUACAAGUAUAGUUUCCCAUUUCUUGAUACCAAAGGUAUCGUGACAGUUGAUGACAAUCGGGUGGGCCCACUUUAUAAGCACGUCUUCCCUCCAUCAUUAGCCCCUUGGCUUUCUUUCGUUGGAUUGCCAUGGAAGAUCGCUCCUUUCCCCCAAUUUGAAUUCCAAAGCGAAUGGAUUGCUGGCAUAUUAUCAGCAUCUGGUGUGCCAAAAAGAUAUACGCAUAAUAUGACUGGCUAUCAGUUCGAGUAUAAUGACUGGAUUGCCACUCAAUGUGGGUCCCCAAAAACGGAAGAAUGGAGAAAGAAAAUGUAUUCUGCAGCUUCUUUGGGUAGAAAAGAAAGACCCGAGACUUAUCGUGAUGAAUGGGAAGAUGAUGAUUUGGUUUCGCAAGCUUAUCAAGAUUUUACGAAGCAAAGCUCUUGUAAAGGGGAGUGUUAUUAACAAGGAAGGUCAAAUAUGUAAUUUUAUGUUGUUCUCUUUGAAAGGUGUUAUUUGCUAAACCCAUUUUUUUGCUUGGAACAUGGCUACAAAAUA
Molecule: messenger RNA, 1420 nt
Organism: Lactuca virosa
Lineage: Eukaryota; Viridiplantae; Streptophyta; Magnoliopsida; Asterales; Asteraceae
Source: the annotation of a GenBank genome assembly